Messenger RNA from Trametes versicolor FP-101664 SS1, 912 nucleotides. Its product is annotated as alpha/beta-hydrolase. Lineage: Eukaryota; Fungi; Basidiomycota; Agaricomycetes; Polyporales; Polyporaceae. The transcript is spliced from 4 exons. The record is from RefSeq and is a predicted model, not a curated record. Gene Ontology annotation, biological process: lipid metabolic process. The coding region runs from base 1 to 912 and encodes 303 amino acids.
AUGACGCGUCUUGUCUUGCCCUUCAUCGCCGUGCUGGUCACGCUCGCGCGCGCCGCCCCCGCGCCGCUCUUUGGCAUCAACUUGGGCUCCGGUGACGAGAGCAAAGUAAAACCGACUGCUGUCUCCCAGGACGACAUCACUGCGGACAUCCUGCGCCCGGCACUGUUCUCGCGCACCGCGUACUGCUCGGCCGCGAGCGUGACGAACAUGAGCUGUGGCGCGCCCUGCGACGCGACUCCAAACGUCAAGGUUUUGGCCGCGGGCGGUGAUGACGGCGCCAUUCCCGGAUUCUUCAUCGCCAGUGAUCCCGACACGCAGACGAUUGUCGUCGCGCACCAGGGCACUGACCCUAAUAAGGUCCUCUCGAUCGCGAACGACGUCGAGUUCUUGCAAGUGGGCGCAAACACCACGCUGUUCCCCCAGGCUGGCGACGAUGUCAAGCUGCACAGCGGAUUCCAGGACACGCAAGGGCGCACGGCAGAUAUCGUGAUGGCCACAGUGCAGAGCGGACUGGCUUCGACUGGCUUCCAACGCGUCUUGGUGACAGGUCACUCGCUCGGAGCGGCCGUCGCAUCCCUGGAUGCUGCUAUGCUUCGCAUGGCUCUUCCUGACGACGUGCAGGUUGAUUCCGUAGUGUUCGGAUUGCCGCGCGUUGGAAACCAGGAAUGGGCGGACCUGUUCGACACUCUGAUUCCCAACUUCAUCCAUGUGACGAACCAGAAUGACCCGGUCCCCAACGUGCCGCCUCACGCGCUCGACUUCGAGCACCCCUCCGGUGAGGUCCACAUCACCUCAGUCGACGACACGACUGGCAACGCCACGAUGGUAGCCUGCUCCGGUCAGGAGAACCAGGUAAGCACCCUGAUGCGUUUAGCUGCGAAACAGAUGACUGAAUUAUCACCGCGGCCAUAG